This is a messenger RNA of Oncorhynchus kisutch (coho salmon), 1777 nucleotides long. It is a transcript of the gene arfip2b, whose product is annotated as ADP-ribosylation factor interacting protein 2b. The record is from RefSeq and is a predicted model, not a curated record. Gene Ontology annotation, molecular function: phospholipid binding; protein domain specific binding. Gene Ontology annotation, biological process: intracellular protein transport; regulation of Arp2/3 complex-mediated actin nucleation. Gene Ontology annotation, cellular component: trans-Golgi network membrane. NCBI's taxonomy places the organism in Eukaryota, Metazoa, Chordata, Actinopteri, Salmoniformes, Salmonidae. The coding region runs from base 1 to 807 and encodes 268 amino acids. The transcript has 5 exons.
AUGGAAUCGAUGUCCCUAGGACUCACAGGCCACCAUCUGCUUCCCCCUCCCUCGCUCCUCCUCUCCUUCCUUGCUUCCCUCUCUCGUUCUCUCCAGUGCACUAAACAGAUGAUCGCAGAGCGGUUUGGUCGUGGUUCUCGGACUGUGGAUCUAGAACUGGAGGCUCAGAUAGAAGUUCUCCGGGACACCAAGAGGAAGUAUGAGACUGUGCUGCGAUUGGCCAGAGCCCUGACCAAUCACUUGUACAGCAUGGUGCAGACGCAACACGCCCUCGGGGACACCUUCACCGACCUCAGCCUGAAAUCACCUGAACUACGGGAUGAGUUUGGGUACAACGCAGAGACCCAGAAGUUAUUAUGCAAGAACGGAGAGACACUGCUAGGAGCCAUCAACUUCUUUGUGUCCAGCAUCAAUACACUCGUUAACAAGACCAUGGAGGAUACACUGAUGACCAUCAAGAUGUACGAGGCUGCUAGGUUGGAGUAUGAUGCGUACAGGGCAGACCUAGAGGAGUUAAGCGUUGGACCCAGGGAUGUGGUGAACAUGGCCCGUAUAGAUACAGCCCAGGAGCAGUACCAGAUCCACAAGGACAAAUAUGAACGUCUUCGCUCCGACGUCACUAUCAAACUCAACUUCCUGGAUGAAAACAAGGUAAAGGUGAUGCAUAAACAGCUGCUCCUGUUCCAUAAUGCCAUCUCAGCGUACUUUGCUGGGAACCAGCAGCAGUUGGAGCAGACCCUGAAGCAGUUCAACAUCAAGCUGAGGCCCCCAGGGGCUGACAAACCCUCCUGGCUUGAGGAACCAUGAGGGAGGGAGCCACAGGAGACAGGGCAGCCCAGGAGAGGCCCUCUUAACCUGGGAAACAGCGGACCCCCCAAACCCUUACUAUCCACUACAGUGGACCACGGACGGACAGGACUACGUAGAGAUGGAUGGAUGGAUGAAUGGGCCAAGGGCCUUGUAUCUAUAGAGGACUGUGUCACAAUCAGGGACUUGUCUUAUUUUCCUCUCUUUCAUGAUCUCUCCUUUUCUCUCUUUAUCCACAAAUCCUCUCUCUCUGAGAGGGGAGGGGAGGGGAGGGGAUUUGGGUAUAAUAUAUUAUCUCCAGUCCUCUAUGUAAGUGAUAAAGCCCGAGAAGCCCGUGUUUGGAGGAUAUAUUGGCACUGGUGUUGUUAGACCCCGAGACUUGAGUCGUAUAUAUCCUCCAAAACACCGGCUUCUCUGGCAUUAUCACUUUUACACAACGGGUUACCAACACAUUCAAAUGAUGAUUGACAUAUUUUCAUUAAACAUUAUUUUGAUGAAUUUAUUCACACUAUUUCGUCCUUAAACACAAGAUAUUUAUAUAGUCCAGACACAAAAUCUAUGGUUGCUACCCAAGCCAGCGGGUCGUUCGUUCUAUCGGUUCGGCUGCCAGAGACGCGACCCAGUCGUUCCUUCUAAAUGCUCCAUUGCCAUACUGGCUAGCUUGCUAGCUACUCCAUACUGGCUAGCUUGCUAGCUACUCCAUACUGGCUAGCUACUCCAUACUGGCUAGCUUGCUAGCUACUCCAUACUGGCUAGCAAGUGCAGCCAGAAUAACAACAAAGUAGCUGUUUUCUAGUUAGAUUUCUUUGGAUACAACCAUAACAAUGAACUAAUAAUGCCAAUUUUGCCUGGCAGAGAAAAUGUGCUCUCUUGUCAGGACACUGUUAAGACAAAAGAAAUACAAUCCAUGACAUCAAUUUGAACUGAUGUUAAUAAAUGAAAUCCACCACAGCUGAGAUAGCUAUAUCUA